Molecule: messenger RNA, 2693 nt
Organism: Callorhinus ursinus (northern fur seal)
Lineage: Eukaryota; Metazoa; Chordata; Mammalia; Carnivora; Otariidae
Gene: PGM3
Product: phosphoglucomutase 3
Biological process (GO): carbohydrate metabolic process; UDP-N-acetylglucosamine biosynthetic process; hemopoiesis
Molecular function (GO): magnesium ion binding; phosphoacetylglucosamine mutase activity
Source: RefSeq, a predicted model, not a curated record
CUUGGCGACGGGAAUGGGACUCUCCAGUCCGUAGGGGUUCGGCCUACCGAAGGGCUGCGGGUAGGCUAGCGGGCAGGCUAGCGGGCAGGCUAGCGGACUGACCCACGGACCGCGCGCGGAACACACCCGCCCCUGCGCCUUCCGAGCGGGCCCGAGGGUCUCAUGCUGGGUGUUCUGGUCCAGAGGCCUGGAGCGGGGGGUGGUGGCUCAGGGUUGAGAGCCGGGAAACGUGCAGCCAUUUGGGGGCUGGAAGGAAAGCGGAACAAGCAAGCGGUUGAUAAUUGAAUGGAGGGAAGGGGGAUGCUCUCAAUUCUUGUAGAGUGGUCACUGUUUGGGCUUGUAAGCUUUGAAUAAAAGUGUUCGCGCCCUCAUUGAACGUAGUUUUAGGACCGAAAACGCUUUGAAGGGUGGAAGCAUUUUUUCUUUUUAAAAAAGAUUUUCUGGAUUUAACAGGACUGGUUUACGCCCUUAUGAAUAAUCAUGAUAUAUUACCGAAUGGUCAGUUUUUAACAAAGUGUAUUCAUGCUUGUGAAAGAGAUUUGAUCACUUUGGACCAAACUGAAUUAGCUUGCUGAAUACCAGUUUUUUCUAGCUGGACAAAAGCAAAAUUUUUUCACCAUUUCCUUUAACUUUUGUUCACUGAAGCAAUGAAAGAAAAUGAAGAAAACAAGAUAGGACUGCUGCUCAUCUCUGGGCUAACUGGGAAUGGGACUGACCCAAGAAUUGAAUAAAUAGUACAUACAACUGAGGUUGGAAACCCCAAGUUCCACUUAAAAUUGGAGUAUCCCAGAGAAGGAAGUACUAGUGGGCUAGGGGCCAGUUAAAGACAUGGAUUUAGAUGCUAUUAGAGAAUACUCAGCAUUACAUGCCAAACCCAGUGGACUCGUUCUUCAAUAUGGGACCGCUGGCUUUCGAACGAAAGCAGAACAUCUUGAUCAUGUCAUGUUUCGCAUGGGAUUAUUAGCUGUCCUGAGGUCAAAACAGACAAAGUCUACAAUAGGAGUCAUGGUAACGGCAUCACAUAAUCCUGAGGAAGACAAUGGGGUAAAAUUGGUUGAUCCUUUGGGUGAAAUGUUGGCACCAUCCUGGGAGGAACAUGCUACCUGUUUGGCAAAUGCCGAGGAACACGAGAUGCUGAGAGUGUUGAUGGACAUCAGUGUGAAAGCAGCUGUGAAUCUGCACCAAGAUGCCUUCGUAGUGAUUGGUAGAGAUACCAGGCCCAGCAGCGAGAAACUUUCACAGUCUGUAAUAGAUGGUGUGACUGUUUUAGGAGGUCAAUUCCAUGAUUACGGCUUGUUAACAACACCCCAGCUACACUACAUGGUGUACUGUCGAAAUACCAGUGGCCAAUAUGGAAAGGCAACCAUAGAAGGUUACUAUGAGAAACUCUCUAAGGCCUUUAUGGAGCUUACCAAACAGGCUUUCUGCAGUGGAGAUGAAUAUAGAUCACUUAAGGUUGACUGUGCCAACGGCAUAGGGGCCCUGAAGCUGAGAGAAAUGGAACACUACAUUUCCCAGGGUCUGUCAGUUCAGCUGUUUAAUGAUGGAACCAAAGGGAAACUCAACCAUUUAUGUGGGGCUGACUUUGUGAAAAGUCAUCAGAAGCCUCCACAGGGAAUGGAAAUGAAGUCUAAUGAAAGAUGCUGUUCCUUUGAUGGAGAUGCAGACAGAAUUGUUUAUUACUACCUUGAUGUAGAUGGUCACUUUCAUCUCAUAGAUGGAGACAAGAUAGCAACACUAAUUAGCAGUUUCCUUAAAGAGCUCCUGUUGGAGAUUGGAGAAAGUUUGAAUAUUGGUGUUGUGCAAACUGCGUAUGCAAAUGGAAGUUCAACACGGUAUCUUGAAGAAGUUAUGAAGGUGUCUGUCUAUUGUACUAAAACUGGUGUAAAACAUUUGCACCACAAGGCUCAAGAGUUUGACAUUGGAGUUUAUUUUGAAGCAAAUGGGCAUGGCACGGUACUGUUUAGUAAAGCUGCUGAAACAAAGAUAAAACAACUAGCAAAAGAAUUAGAAGAUAAGAAAAGGGAAGCUGCUAAGAUGCUUGAAAAUGUUAUUGACUUGUUUAACCAGGCAGCUGGUGAUGCUAUUUCUGACAUGCUGGUGAUUGAGGCAAUCUUGAUUCUGAAGGGCCUGACUGUACAGCAGUGGGAUGCUCUUUAUACAGAUCUCCCAAACAGACAGCUCAAAGUUAAGGUUGCAGACAGGCAAGUCAUUAGCACCACUGAUGCUGAAAGACAAGUAGUUACACCUCCGGGACUACAGGAGGCCAUCAAUGACCUGGUGAAGAAGUACAAGCUUUCCCGAGCUUUUGUCCGGCCUUCUGGUACGGAAGAUAUAGUCCGAGUAUAUGCAGAAGCGGACUCGCAGGUAAGCUGGGGCAGUGCUAUUGAAAAAAUGUGCAGUGAGAGUCUGACAACAUGGGUAGUGGGGUUGGUGGCAGGAGAGAAAAACUAUUUUAAUAGUGUUGCAGUCUCACUGAUAAUUAAGGGUUUAAUGUCUGAGAUUUGUUUAUGCAGAUUUUUAGGUUCUUAUUAAUACUACAAAAUUAUUUUCAUCAGUAGUUGAACAAAAUUAGAUGCACUUAGUUUAUUUCCCCAGAUAUUUUUCUUUUGAUUUACUACAGACUUCCUGAAACUGCCCUAUUUCUAGCUAUGGUAUGAAUAACAAAUAGAGACUUGGUUUGCCUUAUGUGG